Aspergillus lentulus is the source of this 1053-nucleotide messenger RNA. Its product is annotated as putative 1-aminocyclopropane-1-carboxylate deaminase. Gene Ontology annotation, biological process: amine catabolic process. Gene Ontology annotation, molecular function: D-cysteine desulfhydrase activity; pyridoxal phosphate binding; 1-aminocyclopropane-1-carboxylate deaminase activity. Lineage: Eukaryota; Fungi; Ascomycota; Eurotiomycetes; Eurotiales; Aspergillaceae. The record is from RefSeq and is a predicted model, not a curated record.
AUGACCAUUGAAAUCCCCCUCCCAGAACCCUUCGCCUCCAUCCCCCGCUACACCCUCACCCUCGGCCCCUCCCCCAUCCACCCGCUCCCCAACACCUCCGCCGAUCUGCACACUACCAUCUACGCCAAACGCGAAGACCUCAACUCCGCCCUCGCCUACGGCGGCAACAAAACCCGCAAACUCGAGUACCUCGUCGCCGACGCCCUCGCCCAAAACGCCACGACCCUCGUCUCCAUCGGCGGCGUCCAAUCCAACCAUACCCGCCAGGUCGCCGCCGCCGCCGCACACGCCGGCCUCACCGCCCGCCUUGUGCAGGAGCACUGGGUUGAUUGGGAGGACGCGCAUUAUGACAGGGUAGGCAAUAUCCAGCUAUCGCGGCUGAUGGGGGCGGAUGUGCGAUUGCACCCUGCGGGCUUUGGGAUCGGGCAUAAAGAGAGUCUGAAGCAGUUGAUGGGUGAAUGUGAGGCGCGCGGUGAGCGUGCUUACUAUAUACCCGCGGGGGCGUCGGACCAUCCGCUCGGCGGGCUGGGGUUUGCGCGGUGGGCGUUUGAGGUGGCGAUGCAGGAGCGGGAGAUGGGGGUGUUCUUCGAUGUGGUGGUUGUGUGUGCGGUGACGGGGAGUACGUUUGCGGGGAUGAUUGCUGGGUUUAAGUUGCUGGAGCGGAUGGAGCAAAGCAGCAAGAAGAGGCGGGUUAUUGGGAUUGAUGCGUCGGCGAGGCCGGCGGAGACGAGGGCGCAGGUGCUAAGGAUUGCGAGGAGUACAGCUGCUAAGAUCGGGCUGAAGGAGGAGGAUAUCUCCGAGGAGGAUGUGGUUCUGGAUGAGAAUUACCAUGAGGGGGUUUAUGGGGUGCCUGGUGAGGGGACUAUCAAGGCCAUGGAGUAUGCUGCCAGCAAGGAUGCGUUCAUCACGGACCCUGUGUAUGAAGGGAAGAGCUUCGCGGGGUUGAUUGAUUUGGCGAAGAAGGGCGAGUUCGCGGGGAAGACUGUGCUUUAUGCGCAUCUUGGGGGGCAGCCGGCCUUGAAUGCGUAUAGCGAGAUUGGGAGAGCGAAGUAG